AUGCAGGUGCAACUCCCGCUGCAAAUUGGCACGCGAGUGGAUUGCAGAUGGCGAGAUGGGGAGUACUACACAGCAAGGGUGGUGGAGAGGCGGCUGUUGGAUGGCUCUGAGGUCCAUGAGUACUAUGUGCACUACCUCAAAUUCAACAGAAGGAUGGAUGAGUGGGUGAAGCUGGAGAACUUGAAUUUGAACACAGUGGACGUGGCAGACAUUGAGGGCCCAGACAACAAAGGGUCAAAGAAGCGCAGGGCAGGGGAUGAGUUGGAGGAUGAGCACCACGGCGACUUUGAUCCCAACGAGCUGAGGCAGCACGAGGAGUUCACUAAGGUGAAGAACGUUGACAAGAUCGAGCUUGGGCGGUAUGAGCUGGAGACGUGGUACUUCUCACCACUCCCGCCCGAGUACAACAACUGCAAGUGUCUGUACUUUGCGGAGUAUGAUCUGGCGUUCUUCAAGACCCGGGACGAGAUGAUUCGCCACCUGCGCAAGUGCAAGCUGCAGCACCCUCCCGGCGAUGAGAUCUAUCGCAACAACACCAGCCGUAAUCUGACUUCUGAGCAGGUGGAUGGCAAGAAGGAGAAGCAGUACUGCCAGAACCUGUGCUACCUGGCAAAGCUGUUCCUGGACCACAAGACGCUCUACUACGACGUGGACCUUUUUCUGUUCUAUGUCCUCUGUGAGAACGAUGAGAGGGGAUCCCACAUCGUUGGGUACUUCUCAAAGGAGAAGUGCAGCGAGGAAGGCUACAAUCUGGCUUGCAUCCUGACGCUGCCAUCAUAUCAGCGCAAGGGCUACGGCAAGUUUCUGAUCGCGAUGAGCUAUGAGCUGUCCAAGAUUGAGGGCAAAGUGGGCACGCCUGAGCGGCCCCUGUCUGACCUGGGCAACGUGUCCUACAGAGGGUACUGGACUCGCGAGCUGCUCAAGGUGCUGCAGGUGCGCGAGGGCAGCGUGUCCAUCAAGGAGCUGAGUGACAUCACCGCCAUCAAGACGGAUGACAUCAUCAGCACCCUGCAGCACCUCAACCUCAUCCAGUACCAGAAGGGGCAGCACGUCAUCUGCGCCGCGCCAUCCGUCAUCGAUCGCACCCUCAAAGCCGCCGGCUCUCCUGGCCUCGAAGUGGAUCCUAGCAAGAUUGUGUGGACGCCAUACUCGGCUGAGGCUGAGUACCGGCAGUUCAGGAACUAG
This is a messenger RNA of Coccomyxa subellipsoidea C-169, 1185 nucleotides long. Its product is annotated as MYST family histone acetyltransferase. The coding region runs from base 1 to 1185 and encodes 394 amino acids. The record is from RefSeq and is a predicted model, not a curated record. Gene Ontology annotation, molecular function: histone acetyltransferase activity. Lineage: Eukaryota; Viridiplantae; Chlorophyta; Trebouxiophyceae; Coccomyxaceae. The transcript is spliced from 8 exons. Gene Ontology annotation, biological process: regulation of DNA-templated transcription.